Messenger RNA from Heterobilharzia americana, 5884 nucleotides. The record is from the annotation of a GenBank genome assembly. Lineage: Eukaryota; Metazoa; Platyhelminthes; Trematoda; Strigeidida; Schistosomatidae.
AAAGAAAUAUUUCUUUACUGAUACAUGCCUUGUUCUUUUUAAACGAAUAAAUAGGUAUAUUUCGUCAGUAGAAAGAGGUUUACAAUUCUGAUACAUGAAUAUAUACGUGCGUUUUGCUAAAAGCAUUUACUGAAAAUCCUAGCAGUUAUUACUGUACAGUUAACUUCCUUUGAUAUUUAGAAAUCGAUUGUUCGCACUGGCAUCGUGAACCGACUAAUAAUAUGUGAAAACACCGGAUAACUUUUAUUAGAUAUUGGUUACGCUGUAUUGGUACUUGAUGGAAAUAGGAAAUUGUGGACCCUUGGAUUCCCAAAUAGUGAUUGAGUAGUCACAUGUUGUAUAUUAAACUUGGUUUGAUACUGACUACAGUUUUGGGUGCAAAGUCCUGACAAAACAGGUGUUUAUUGGUUCCUGGUUUUUGCUUGUCAUAUAAUUAAUGUCACCUGGUGAAGCCUAUUAAAACCACUCAACUAAACAUUAUAUGGUUGAUGAAAGUCGACUGAUACUCACAAUUAUAGUAUUACCUACCAUUCAUUGAUCUAUUCGAGUAUAUCACCUUCUGAUGAAAGGUUAGUUACGGCUCAGAUAACGUAUUGAUAGUAUGUUUGACUUUGCCAGUGUUAUGACGAAUAGUAGCAUGAUGUUGCUUGAAGUGGCAAGUAUUUUUACUACAUGACUGGCAACAUCCUUGAAACUUAGUGAUAAAGCUUUCUUUUUAGUUGAUUCAGUCAUUCUGCAUCACAAAUAUGCUGCAUCAGUACGGUCAGUCAUAUAUAGAUGGAUGAUCACAUUGCAAAUUCAAUCACGAGUGAGAACUGAAGAAUAUAUUAUUCAUUAUUCAAUGACUGACCAAUGUAUUACGAUUAUUGAAUAUUAUAGCUGCAGGUGACACCAGCGAAGGGUUCCAGACAAGACAGGCAAGUCGAUUGAUGUGGUUAUGAACCUUCAUCGAGUGAAGUGACUUAGGGAUAUGUUGCACAUACCGAGCCAUUGCUUACCUUGACAUACCAUGUCAGGGGAGGCUGGAUUAGGUGCGGAGAGAGUUCAGCGUGGUCAGACCAAGACGAAGCACCAGUCGAUGAAGUCCCUGACGAUUGGUAUGAGCUGUGUUAGGAGAUGUAGACUAACUGGGUACAGUCUCUGAGACGUUAGGAAUCAUUGGUUGAGGAAUCUUGGUGACGUGACUGAAAAUGAGUCACAGUGGCUCAGGUGGAUUUACUCUUCGACACCUAAAGCUUGAACAUUAGCACUAACCUUUAUCUUCCAAUCAUUUGUUUUCUCACAAUACUUUGUCUACUUUGAUAUUAGUCUUUUUCUGUUCACGUUUUCUUUGUAUGCUGCUGUGAAUUGUGGCAACUUGAACCGGUUCACUUAUUUGAAAUGUUCUAUGUUGAUUUUGUCCAUUUGUCUAAGUGACAGACAAGGAAAUACUGUAUCAUUUUUUUAUUUCAUGAGUGCUUUUCAUUUCUACAUCUUCGCAGUCAUUUGCAUAGUUUAUCUCAGUAUUUACGUUUUUCAGUGUAAUCAGCGCUUCAGUACUGUAAGCGUUUAGCUUAGGUUCACAUUCUAAAUAUCAUGUCAUUCAAGAAGUCUCUUCUUUUCAAAUUACCUCGGAGUCACUUUUCAUGAGAAGUCAAUACUAGAGAACUGUUGUUGACAGAGCAAUACAGGAAGGUUUUUUCGCGGUGGCUUGGGAUUCCUCAUCAGUGUGAUUCGACAAACUCAGUCAGGAUCAAACCUAACCUAAUCAGAUCACAUGGAUGAUCAGUUUAGCAAUGCCUCAAUCAUCAUCAUCAUCAGUGGGUUCCACAGAUCAAAUGAAUUUCAUGACUAUAAAUAAUACAGGUGCUCCAUAUUCAAGUUAUCAUUACAUGACAAAUGCUCACUCUGAUUUUAGUAAUUUAUUUAAUCAUUCAAAUAUGUCAUAUCCUUCUUCGAUGAUACCGCCGUCUGCUUCAAAUCCAGCCUCGCCUAUUUUUCCACCUCCUCCGUUGACUACGAAUUCCGGGAGUAUUUUUAUGACUUCUGGAUACUCUGUAAAUCAUCCCGCUGCGUCUGUUGUCUAUCCAGCCGCAGCGGCUGCAGCUGCAGUGGCUGCUGCUUCUUUUCAAUCUCUUUCAUCAUCAGUUUGUGAUCAGUUUUAUUCAGCAAUAUCUUCAAGUAAUGCAACUUCGAAUGACAAUACAAGUAUUCAUCAACAUCCUACCAAUGAUUACAGUUCUCACUGUACACGAAAUGUCUUGCGGUAUAAUUUAGAUUCAAAUCAAGAUGAACCCAUUUCUUCAUUGUAUAUGCAUUCAAAUUUGCCUGUGACUGGGUAUCCUGAUAUCACACGGUCAUAUCCGCCUACAGCUUCUACUCAUGCAAUCGAUCAGUGUCAAGCUUCUUUAUUUCCUACUGCAUCCUAUAGUGUUGAAAAUAAACUUGAAAAAGAGUCUAUUUCUGACAAAAUAUUAGAUCAACAUUUACCUAAAAUAAUGCCCAAAAAAGAACAAAUACUUCAACAACACGAUCGGAAUACAGAUCAAGAACAUAUUAAUUUUUUUAGUACAAGAAUUCUGCCUUCAGAGAAUCCAGUCAAUCGUGUAUCCCUGGAUAGUCAAUUUGCUCAACGAUCGUUAUCAUCAUCAUCAUCAUUACUGUCAGAGAAUUAUAUCAAUCCUUCCUUGCAUCCAAUAGACAGGCAUACUAAUGAACAUAACAGUAAUAAGCAGUUCACAAAUGAAUUUACCCAAUUCAGUAAAACAUUCCAAUUGGUUACGUGUGCUGUGAGUAACAGUAAUGAUAAUACACUUACAAUGACAUCUUCACAAGCAUUUCAACAUGAUGAAAAAAGAUUAUCCAAUCUUUCGAAUCAUUUACUACUGAACAAUAAUAAUUGUCAAUCUGUCCCCAAUAAUACUACUAACGAUGAUGUUAUUAGUAGUAGUAAUGAUGGCAAUCAUAACAAAUUAUACUGUGAAUCAUUGAGAUCUUUGAAUAUACCGAUAUUCGAUGGAAACUAUGCACAACUUAAUUCAAUGAAUACAGAUCGAGAAGAAACUACCGACCAGAUACACUCAGCGAUUCUACAGUCUACAUCUACCCUGUCUAAAACCCAGGAUAUUCUGACCGAUUUCCCAACCAGUUCAUCAUCAACAUUACUAUCGAAUCGGUUAAAAGAGAACGAUGGUUCAAAUAUUACUAAAAUGAGUAGCAGUGGGAGUAGUAGUAAUAACGGUGGCGGUGCUGUUGUUACAUCUGGAAGUACAGCUUGUUGUGAAUCAUUAAGUAUAUUGACACGUGAUAUGAUGAGAGCUUACUUGAUUGAUCGACGGGAUCAAGUUUUAAUUAUACUUCACGCAAAAGUAGCUCAAAAAUCGUAUGGAACAGAAAAACGUUUCUUUUGUCCUCCACCUUGUAUAUACCUUCGUGGAGACGGAUGGGGAUUGCCUUCUGGACAGACAUCGUGUAGUGAGACAAAACCUGGUUCCAACCAUGAACGUACAAAUCAAGAAGAUCUAAUGACCUAUUCAGCAAAUAAUAUUAGAACAUAUUCUCUUGAAAAUAAUAGUUCAUCAAGCCCAACAAUUACACCUACUCCAGGACCAUCAACAUCAUCAUCAUCAACUUACACACGAGACCAUUCUCAGAUACUUGCCUUCAUGGGUAUUGGUGGGUCAACAACCCCAAUGGAAAUGAUUCAGUUGAAUUUAGACGAUGGAAGAGAUUAUUCAAAUGCCAAGACAUUAUUCAUUUCUGAUUCUGAUAAACGAAAAUACUUCAUGUUAACAUUGAAAAUGUUUUAUAAAAAUGGAAAAGAUUUAGGCCAGUUUCAUUCAAGACGUAUUAAAGUUAUUUCAAAACCGAGUAAAAAGAAACAAUCAUUGAAGAAUACUGAUUUAUGUAUUGCAUCUGGUACAAAGAUUGCCUUAUUCAAUAGACUACGCUCACAGACUGUUAGUACAAGGUAUUUACAUGUGGAGGAUGCAAGUUUUCAUGCAAGUUCCAGUCGUUGGGGUGCGUUCACUAUCAAUUUGCUGGCAGAUGAUCAAGAUGAAGCUGAACAAUUCACUGUACAAGAAGGUUAUAUACAUUAUGGUCAUACUGUUAAAUUAGUCUGUUCUGAAACUGGUAUGGCACUUCCACGCUUGAUUGUACGUAAAGUGGACAAAACAACUGUUCUCCUUGAUGCUGAUGAUCCAGUUAGUCAACUUCACAAGUGUGCAUUUCACCUGAAGGAUACAGAUAGAAUGUAUUUAUGUCUUUCACAAGAUAAAAUUGUCCAACUACCGUCUACACCAUGUGAUGAUAAUCCACAUAGAGAGAAAAUCAAUGAUGCUGCAGCAUGGACAAUUAUUAGUACAGAUAAAGCAGAAUAUCGUUGGUUUGAGCCUAGUCAUUUACCAAGUACUUAUAGGACAACAGAUGGACAAGUUAAAUCAAUUAAACCGCCAAUUUCAUGUAUUGUCCCAAUUACACCAGUACCAGUUGUACGUGAUAUGCGAGUCAAUGGUGGAGGUGAUGUUGCAAUGGUUGAAUUAAUCGGAGAGAAUUUUAGUCCUAGACAUCAGGUGUGGUUUGGUGAUGUACCAGCACAAACAUUUUAUCGAUGUGAAGAAUUAUUACUGUGCUUUGUACCUGACAUAUCAGAAUUUUAUCGAGACUGGACGUAUAUACAAAAAACGUUGGAGGUGCCUAUUAGUUUAGUUCGACAAGAUGGUAUUAUUUAUUCCAGUGGAUUAACAUUCACAUAUCAUCCAGAGUCUGGACCAAGACAACAUUGUCAACCAGCUCUUGAAAUUAUUCGUGCCGCAAGUAUUGCAGCAGCGGCUGCAGCUGCUGCAGCUGCUUCAUCGAAUUCUUUAUUAUGUACAUCUACAAAAUUACUAACAGAACCGUCUUGUUCAUCUAGAUCAGGUUUAUUCACAUCGAUUGAGUGUAUCAGCAGUCAACUGCAACCUAUUAAUGAAGAAUACAAUUUUUCUCAAUUACAUAAGGAUUCAAUGUGCCUUGAUAGUUCGUUUCUCAGUUCAGUAUCAUCGACACCGUCAGCAUCAACUUCACGAGUGGUAAAUCGGUUAAUUAACACUAAUAGUCGUACUGGUGGUUAUUAUGAAGAUGUAAAUUUCAACCAACAACAACAUCAUCUUCAUCAUCAUCAUCACCACCAACAUCACUUGCUACAACAACAACAACAACAACAACAACAACAACAAGAUUCACAGCACUUAAUAGUUGUUGACCCUCAAGAACAUCAUAUCUUAAGAAACAGUAAUCUGAAUUCAAAUUCUUUAACUACAUCCUUAGGGAAUACUACAACAGAUUGUCCUUUUUAUAUUCCAGUGAAUACAAGUUGAUUCAUGAGCGGUACAAAUAUCCAACUCAUUUUUCGUGCGAUUCUCGAUUGAGAUAGCCUUUAUUCAGUCAGAUAUGUAAAAGUAUACAGAUAUACUUAUAACAAGUCUUUCCUUAUCCCUUCUUGUUUUACUGAUAAUUAGAUGAAUAUAAAUGCAUAAACAACAUCUGCAGCCUAACGUUAUCUACACUUCACUCUCUGGAAUUAUCAGAUUGAUCGAUGAAAAAAGCAAGAGAGAAGCGAAGCAAAGCAUAGUAGUGUUACAGUUUCACCUUUUUCUCAAUGUGCUUCUAUGCUCUGCUCAUCCAUGACUUUGACUACUUACUACCGCCCCUUGUUUCCCCUCUCCCCUUACUGUUUUUUUACAUCAAAAAAGCUUGUUCUAUUACAUAAAUAUAUAUGAAAGAAGAGAAUUAUUCCCUGUUACUGUCUUGAUUCUGUUGAUUUGGCUUUCCUCCCUCUUGUAAGUAACUAUCCAACUUUUUAUUUCACAAAAUAAAUAAAGCUUAUGUACAGUUUUCGAAUUAAAGCUGUUUUAAUUUCGUU